Molecule: messenger RNA, 4696 nt
Organism: Octopus bimaculoides (California two-spot octopus)
Lineage: Eukaryota; Metazoa; Mollusca; Cephalopoda; Octopoda; Octopodidae
Product: carnosine synthase 1
Biological process (GO): carnosine biosynthetic process
Molecular function (GO): carnosine synthase activity; ATP binding; ATP hydrolysis activity
Source: RefSeq, a predicted model, not a curated record
UUUUUUCUCUCCAUUUCUUCUCAUUCCAGCUUGUUAUAAAACCCUCCGGUCCUUCAUGGUUUGGAAGUAAACUGGUGUCUUUCAACGAACCCAAUGUGGAAGAAUUAGUGGAAACAGCAGUUUCAGUUUACCAUAGACUAGAAGAAGGUGAUGCAGUGAUUUUAGAAGAAUGCAUUAACAACUUACCUGUCACUGAAGAUUACAACUUUCGUGUCAGAACAACAGUGUGUCGGACAUCAGAUGACCUUCCACACACGUCAAAGAUUGUCUGUGGCGUUGGCAAGUCGAGUAAGCCAAUCAACGGAGACAACACUGUCCCACAGUCAUUGGAAUCAUCUCUCAAAACUUGGCAUGUCUCAGAAGAAAAUAUAAAAGACAUCAAGAACAAGUUAAUCAGCAUGUCCGAACGAACUCUGAAAGCUAUCAUGUCCUUUGACUAUUCACUUAACGAAGAUGAACGCGGUGGAAUUGGUGCUCAGACAGAUAUAAUUGGACUUGACUUUUUAGUGCGGAAAAAUCAGUCAAAAUUCGAACCCGUGUUAAUUGAAGUAAAUGGACACGAUUGCAUGAUAAACUGCCAAAUUAACGAAUUCAUCAACAAAGAUAAAAUUGGAGAAGCUGCCAAAGAACUGGUGAAUACCAUGAUUUCAAGAUCCGAACGUUUUCUGGUGAAAGGUAAAACUGUGCUUUUCGUCGGUGAUGGAUCGUACGGAAAACGGUUUACUUUGAAGGAUACCAGAGACUACGGAAUUAAGAUUGUGUUGGUAAAUACAGAGAAACCUCAAAACUUGAGUCAAGAUAUCACUUUCAUACCACAUGAUUUGACUGACUUGAAACGGACAUAUAAAAAUGCCACUGAAAUUAUUGCCAAGCUUCAAGCUAGAGGUAUAACAAUUGACGGCUGUAUUACUUUCUGGGAUGAAAAUAUUCGUCUUGCAGCAGCGAUAUGCGAAAUUUUGAACCUAGCAGGAUCAAAUUAUAAAGCAUGCACCAUUGCAAAAAACAAAUACCUUACUUUUAAAUGGCUACAGAAGCGAAAGGGAGAUAUUCCUCAUUGGCCACGUACGUUUUUGUACUCUUCAAACGUUUAUGAAAUUAACACACAGUCAGAUAUCUCCAAAAUCUUCCAAAACAACAAGCCUUCCUUACCGUUGGUAUUAAAAUUGGAAUAUGGCUCGAGUGCAGUUGGGGUCAAACUUGUACAAAACGAAGAAGAGUGCCAACAGUAUUAUCAGCAGUUAUCGGACUUAGAAAUGUCUGGUGUUGGUUUAUGUCUAGGUCGAUCUUUUAUAUUGAUGGAUUACUUACAAGGCACGGAACAUGAUGUGGAUAUCAUAAUAUAUAAGCGUAAAUUAAUUGCAGCUUUUGUGUCGGAUAACGGUCCAACCAGGUUACCAAAUUUCACAGAAACGGCAGCUCUUUUGCCUUCAAUUCUUUCAGAUGAAAAGCAAAACCAACUGAUCGUUGCUGCUUACCAAUGUUGUCUUGAAAUCGGUUUAGAAAGCGGUGUUUUUAACGUGGAAAUGAUUAUGUCAGUGACGGGACCAAAACUUUGUGAGAUUAAUGCUCGAAUGGGCGGCAUCUAUCUCAGAGAUUGGAUCAAGUUCUGUUAUGGCGUUGAUAUUAUGUUUUGUGCCUUAUUAAUAUCUCUGGGUAUCGAACCACAUGUAAAAUGUAAAUAUAGUCAAACGUGUUUAGCGGGGAUUAUGUGUUUGGUUUCAGAGCAUGCUCAUAUUUUCAAAGACAAGCAAAAUAUGAAUUUAAUUCUAGCCAAACACGAAUCCAAGAAAAUACGAUACAAUCAAUUUCUUGAAAAGCCUCUUUCAGAAGAUAAAGAAGAAGAACCUUUUUCAAGUAUAGCUGUAAUUGAACCCGAUCCAAUAACUGCUAAAAAGUCGUUGAUAAAACUCUCAGAGGAACUUGGUAUUAAAACCGAUUCGUACAAUGUUGAACAAUUCCUUGAAUUCAUUCCAAAUAAGACACAAGAGUAGGGUAAAGUCUGGGAGUUAUUAUUUUUUUUAAGUGUGUGUGUCUGUAUAUAUGUAUUGGGUAGAUAUGGAAAGUUGAUACAUCUUUAAUUUCUUUUCCAAAGGGAGUGGUUGUUUUUUAGCCCCUAGUCAGCAUUGAUCCAAGCCAUGGCGAUCUCAUCCUUUCUAUAUCCAUCUUGUCACAUGGAUCUCCUCGACCGGGUUCAGAAGAGAGUCUGUAAUUUGAUUGAUCCCCUGUCACAGUGACGUGACAUCGUCAGUCUUAAUCGUUUCUAUCGUAACUACUACAGGAAGUGCUCGUACAAACUUUCUUUCUUACUUCUAGAUCACUUUGAGCCAUCUCACUAGACUCGAAACUCACAGCGUUUUCUAACACUGAGUGGCUUUUCGACUCGUUUGGGAUUUUUUAAAGAUAAAAUAAAAAGAAAGUAUACCCCUGAUUACAGGAGAGAGAGAGAGAGAGAGAGAGAGAGAGUGUAGGACAGUAUAUCCCUUUUUUAUAUAUAAACGAACUCUUUUUUUUUUAUAAAUGAGUUUUUUUUCACCAACCCCUGGCCUAUUUACUCAAUACAAUGAUUUUAUUAAUCAACAACAAACUCUUUCUCCCAAUGUAAUCUCUCAAGUGAUAAGUUGAAAUAACUGAGUGUUAUAUAUAGCUGAGAAAUUAUACAUUUUGGACGGCAGACCCCCACCUCCCAUCUCUAUUUUUGUAGGUUCCCAACAUUCCGUCGUAGAGGAAGCGCUGUAGUUGGGAGUGGUUUGAAGGAAAUUUGACACUGCUAUUUCUAGCAUGUAGGUUUUGUGGCCACAUAAAGGCGACCUAAUUGCCACAGAUUUUAGAGACAGCACGAUGUCAAGCAAUUCUAAUAAUAAAAUGAAAGUGUGUCGCUCACACAAAAGACAACAUUAUUUGCACGGCAACGUUCUCUAUUAAUACACAAUUGCAUUAAUUUGUCUGCCAAUUGGGCCCAAAGUCAAUAUUUAAUGUAGAUAAAUGAACUUAACCCGCUCUUGUGGAUACACAUUUUAUGGAAGGGGAAUAGUUAAUUAUAGUGACCCUAGUAUAUUACUGGUACUUAUUUUAUCGCUUUGCGAUUGUACCAAAGGUUAAGUCGACCUCGUCGAGAUUUGAACGCAGAAUGUGCAGUGAUGAGAUAGUUAAAUACCAAGAGAUGUUUUAUCCGAUACUCUUGUGACUGUUUCAAAAUGCACAGAUGUCUAAUGAUUUGGAAUCCUUUGAAACCAACACAUGCUGGCUUUGGGAAUAUUCCAUAUUUAGAUGACAAGUUUUUCUUAUUCAGAAAGAAAAUUCAUUAAUAGUACAUGUAGUACAUUUAAACAGUAAAAAUAAACAUUAGCAGCAUGAUUCAUGGGAUUCUAGUUUAUAUUUCUGAACUUUUGGAGGGAAAAUAUGUAUUAACGACAAUGUAUGACAGCGAGUACAAAAAAGAAAAAAAAAAAGGGAAAAAAAAAUUAAUUAAGGUUGUUUUGGAGAGAGGGCGAGUGAAAAUUAUUAAUGUUGUUAGUCUGGUAUUUUCUAAUUUAACUAAGUGAAUUUCCAGAUUUGUUAGGUUACAUUGUAUAUUAUUAAUACUUUAUGUAUGGUCACCGAAAGUCGCAAAAAAAAAAAAAAAAAGGCGAAGUUAGAUUUAGUCUGAGAUUUGAACGCAAGAUGUAGAAAUAUGAAAGUGAAUUCUAUAUGUCACUGAAUCGAAUCCUCUAUUUUACCAGAUGGAUGUCGCUUCUCGAAUUCUUAAAAAAUACCUAUAAACUUUUCUUUGACUUGCAUGCUUUAAGAAUAUUUGAAGGUAGACCGAAUUGAUGAAUAUUAAAAGUCAUUAGCUGGUAGCAGACACAAAUUCUUCAGCAACGCAAUUCCUAUAAAUGAAAAUAAUUUCAUUUCGAUUAAGUACAAGGGCAAUUUUCGUAGAAUAUAGUAAAAUUAUAUACAAACAAUUCCAAUGUAUUCGGAGCCAUUAUUUUUUACCAAUCGAACUGACAGAAUCGUUAGCUUUGAGUGGAAUUUCUUCCGACUCUUUACGUUUUUGAGUUCAAAUUCUGCUGAAGUCGAGUUUGCCUUUUAUCCUUUCGGGUCAACUUUAUUGAUUUCCCCCUUUUUUUAAAUGUGCUAGUCUUGUGCCAAACUUUGAAUCCUUGAUUUUACUAACCCUAGGAAAGAUGAAAAACAAAUUCGGCUUCAGUAAGAUUUGAAUGCACAAUGCAAUGUCCCUAACUUGAUGGUAUACUUCGAAUAUGCGAGACAUAUUUGGUUUCAGGCUGAAGCACAUUGUUUCACUUACCUGCCAUUUUUAAUAACCCGUAAAGGGAUGUGCCACGCCCGAACAAUCCGCUUUCAACCCAUAACAUGUAAAGGAACUCUUCAAUCGAUUAAUACAGUGGAGAAGUAAUAAUGAUAGAAUGUUUAUUCCCAUUUGUAAACAACAGAGAGAAAACAAGAAACUAGCCCAAGACAUCGCGACGGCAGUUUCCUGUAGAAAUUAAAAUGAAACAGUAGGAUGUGUUUACAUGUCUUCAAAAAUGGGACAAACGAAUAAAUAAAGAAUCGAUAAAAGAAGUAGUUUUUUUUUUUUUUUUAAAGAUUAUAUAUUUUUUUAAAUGAGAUAUAAACUGAAGAAUUUAUCUGUUUUGCAACUAUUACGUAUAUAUUUUUAUAUUAUUUUGGAUAAUAAAACCAUUUACUAUAUCAA